Molecule: messenger RNA, 1271 nt
Organism: Cannabis sativa
Lineage: Eukaryota; Viridiplantae; Streptophyta; Magnoliopsida; Rosales; Cannabaceae
Exons: 5
Coding region: 301-630 (109 amino acids)
Source: RefSeq, a predicted model, not a curated record
UUGUGCUCCCUUUGUUGAUCAAAAGCUUCUUAUAAUUUGCUGGUUACUAUUAAAUUUUGGAUUGGAGAUUCUAGAAAGGUUUCUAAUUCAAUCCUUGUCUGGGUCUUAUCUGAGUUUAUUUUUAGUGGUUCAAAAUUUGAUUUUGGAUUGGAAGAUUUUUACUUAGAGAAUUUGGGGGAAAGGGUUACGAAUCUAUUAGAAAUGCGUUUGACAUUGAGAAGCUCAUCUACGAGAUCUUUCGAUUUUGGAGAGCAAGUUUCUCUUCGGUUAAGAUGAUUAGAGGCUCUGGGUUUCCAAGCUAUGGGAUGGUUGCCCAGAUUGAAAAUACAUGUUAAUCAACUUCCUACAACUAUUGCAAUAGUGGCAUCAUAUGACACAUUUGGGGCGUCUCUGAAUUGUAGAUUUUGCAAUUAUAAUUAUUAUACUUAUCAAGAAUUGUCUUCUGCUCUUGAAAAAAUGUUCAGCUGUUUCAUGAUAGGGUCUCUAUCUCAAAUACCAAAAGAUGAAUCUCUAAAGAUCACCUUGAAAGUUCUAAAAUGUGAAGUUCUUAGCGUAUCUCCUAUUAAGCUAUGGAUUACAACAAGAACAUUGAAUUUGCAGCUAUGGAUUACUAAACAUGUACAACUCUAGUAGAGCUGUUGAGGAAGUUGACAGCUUUGGUGAUACCUUUAAGUGUAGAAUAAGAAUUUAGGGAAGAAGACCUGGCAGGUUUGGUGCAUACUUUAGUACAAAACCCAAGUCUUGCUCAGUAAACUCUUUAAGUACUGAGAAUUUUAAGUACAAAAAUGAAGACAAUCUUUUGACAGUAACAAUUCCAAGCAUAAUCAGUAACUGGGAUAUCACUCUUCACUAUUGAGAUCCUCUCUAUUUUUACAAGGCAAAGCCUCAACUGUAAGAAAAACAAUGGUUGUUUUUCCAAGUGUGACUCGAGAAUAAAGACCAUGUGAUGAUUUGAUUAUGUGGGAAAAGAGGGUGAGAGACUCAGCACAUAUCUAAUUACUUUGGUGUUCUCUCUCUAAAAAAAUGUACUGUGAGGCCUCUCAACUUAUUGACAUGACUGAUGAAAAGUUGACUCAUUUGAAAUGCACAUUGGAACAUUCAUUCUCGUCAAUCAUCACUGUAGUGUUUGAUAUGUAUAUAAUUAGGUUGUAGAGUAGUUUUUGAUACGUACACUAUCUAAGUUGGAGGGCCCUUAUAUGAUUGCCUCUUAACUUUUCAUCUUGAUUUCAUGCUAGAUUAAUCACAAGUGAAGGAUUAGUAAUAGUUAGUAA